AUGGGCGCCAAGCGCAAGGAGCAGCCUGAAGCUGCAGAGGCGGCCCCGAAAAAGGCUCCGAAAGCAAAGGCGGCCAAAGCGAAAGCCAAGCCUAUCACUGUGGCUCCGGCAGCGAGCAGUCCCAGUGCCAUCAACGCCAACAUCCAAUCACACUUGAGCCAGUGCGACGCUCAAAUAUUGGCCCACCCGGUGUUCCACUCCAUCAUGGAGGAGCUCCCGUCCUCCGGCUCUGGCGUGCUGAAGUACGACCCAAAGGUCGCACAGGAGCGUCUGUCAUCCUCCCAAGACUAUGUCGCAUCGGCUCCGUUAUUUUGGCUAAACGUGGGUUGGGAAGUGCAGCCCAAUUUGCCGAAAUAUAAAAGCCGCAUCAACGACCUUCAAGCUCAUUUCUUCGCGAAGCCCGCUUACCUGAAAACCGAAGUUCGCGUCGUGCUUCCAAGCAGCAGCUGCAGGCCUCACGAGAUGAAGGGCAACCUCCUUGCGUACGAUCCGCCGGAGAUGAGAGACAGCCUGAGGCAGGCUAUCGCUGAAGCAAUCGAGUCCGGCGCCGACGACUCCACGCUGGAACGAUGGCGGGACGUUCUUUUGUCGGUGCCAAUGCGGUUCACGGUCGUGGACUCCGACCAGGAGCACAAGAUCGACCUGAUGAUGAAGACCCUGGUGCAGGAAAGGGAGGACAUCGGCGUCUUGUUCGACAAUCUUCGCGUGAGUGCUUUGAUGCGAACCUUCGAAGUCAUUGACAUGAAGGCCCAGCUGGAGAAGGAUGGGGGAGAGCGCCAAACGACCAAAUCGCUGGCAGCCUACUACAAGACGCUUCGAUACUGCAAGAGGAGUGAGCGGGUGAGCCCGACUUUUGUCGAGGUGAGCCUCAGCUUGCACAAAAACGCCCUCUGCUACGAGAAGGUUCGGAACGUCUGCCUCAGGUUCGACGAGAUGGGCCUCGACAACCCCGUCGACUCCGUCUACAAGCUCAGGGAGAUCAUGACCAAGUCUGAGAAGUCUCGGAACAACAUGGAGUGGGCAUUCUCCAUGACAUGGGACUGGUUCCACGUCGCAGGCAAGAAUAAGNNCCCGCUGAGCAUCCUGGAAGGAACCACGGCCAACUGGGGCGGGAAGUCGCUGGUGCAUUUGUUUCUGUUCAAGAGACAGAUCCGAGAUGCGCUUUGGAAGAAGUUGGAGGGCUACUCGUGGGCAACAGCUGUCAAAGAGCGCAUCAAGCAGCUGACAAUCGAUGUGGAGACUUGCCGAGAGCAUCUCGGUGCGAUCGAUGUGGAGGUGAUUGGCUUUCAGGAGCGGGGCAGCUGGCCGGAGUCAGCUGAUGCCUUGCUCUUGGCGAUUGAGUCGGUGGUGUAUGGUUACAAAAAGGAUGAUGCCCUUGUUUCCUGCCUGAAGAACCGCAAGGGCAUCGAGGACACGCUUGCCCAUGCGGACAUCAAGCCCCUCGUGACUUCCAUCGACACGAAGUACGCGAAAGAGCAGGGUGUGCAGGAGGAGUCCGCGGAUGAGGGCGAGGACGAUGCUGCGGCAAAGGAUGGCGACGGUGCGGAGGCACCGCCGCUUCUGGAUUGCAACCGCAGUGCCGCGGAGAUGUUCCUGCAGAACACGGCCAGCGCAACCGAGUCAUCGAUGUUGGAGGUUCGCGGCAAGGUCGAGGCGGGCAUGAGACAGGCCGAACGCCGUGUGAAGGGCCUUUGCAGGCUUAUCCACGAGAAGGAGAACAGCGGAGACAUGGAGGCUGACAUGAAGGAUGCGGCAGCUCUGUUGACUGCAGGAGCCCCCAAGAAGUAUGCGGUGAUAACUGUGGACGCAAAGUUGCUUUGCGAGAAUGGCAGAUAUCGGUUACCACCCACACGACAGUUCCAGUUGACGAGACUUCUCGAAGCCGUCUACGGUGCGAAGGGCUCUGUGUGGGCUGAGGGAGAUUGCAUCCUGGGGCUCGAUGGAGGAAAAUCCGACUUUGAAGAAAAGUUCCUCAAAGCCAUUCCGGACUCCAAGUCCAUGCACAUCACCAAGCAGUACAUCACGUACACGUCAGAGUCCCUGGAGGAGCGGAUGCUGCGCAACAGCAACGGACAGCUGUCUCAGAUCGAGACGGUGUACAUGGUUACGACCUCGCCGCUGAGCCUGCAGAACCGCGCGCGCAUCUCGUUGGCGGGCCAGAAGGUUCGGGGCAACGUGAUCGGCCCACUCAGUGCAGCCUCGUGGACUGACGCCAAGCAAACCUGGCAACUAAAGACUUGCGACAAGAAGAAAGUGCUGGGCACCCAGAACUUAGUGGCCGCCGAUGCAGACAAGGAUGGGCAGCAGCUGAAGCCCAGUGAUCUCCAGCCAGCCUUUUUUUUCGAGUGCCCAGAAGCGGCGGCUAUGGAGCUCUUGCACACCCUAGGUGCCAGCAGCGUGGUGGACUUGUCUUGUGGAUCCGGCCAUUUUGCGAUGACUGCGAUUCGCAACCGCAUCCCCUUCCUCGGGGUUUGCCUUACCAGUGCCCACAUGCAGGCGCUGAGCCAGAGGCUGACUUCGCGAGUGCUGACCCUCAUGACGGAUGCCAAUGAGAAGACUCUGUAUGAUGCGGGUCUAUCGGCAACGAUGCAGCAGGCAGCGAAGGAGCAGGGUGACGGUGAUGAUCAGUCGUUGCCGAAGAACCAGAAGGGCAAGGCAAAAGCCAAAGCAGCGGCAGAUGCGGUCGUCAAGGGUGGUGAUGAUGGGGCCGAGCAGGGUGAGCAGUCCAGCUCAUCACGAGCGGAUCUUCUGAAAAAGAUCGGCUUGCUUACGGGCUGA
Molecule: messenger RNA, 2778 nt
Organism: Symbiodinium sp. CCMP2456
Lineage: Eukaryota; Dinophyceae; Suessiales; Symbiodiniaceae
Source: the annotation of a GenBank genome assembly